This is a messenger RNA of Lasiodiplodia theobromae, 336 nucleotides long. Its product is annotated as Shikimate kinase. The record is from RefSeq and is a predicted model, not a curated record. The transcript has 3 exons. The coding region runs from base 1 to 336 and encodes 111 amino acids. NCBI's taxonomy places the organism in Eukaryota, Fungi, Ascomycota, Dothideomycetes, Botryosphaeriales, Botryosphaeriaceae.
AUGCAGAAGGACGCUCCGGCCCAGGCGGUUCCUAGCCGAAAGAAGAGCGGCAAGGCUAUCUCCGCCCUCAAGAAAUUGAAGGCAAAGCUCAAGAAGACUUUUGGUCGCCGCCACAGCGACAAAGCUCCCAGCGCACAGCACACAAGCAGCCAGCCCGUUGGCCACCGCCAUCCCACCGAAGAUGAGAAGCGCAGGCGCUUCAACGAGCGUCGCCAACACCAACUCCACCAGCAGCGCAGCGCUCUUCUGCCCCUCAACAAGUCGCUCGUCGCCCAAUCUCCUGCGAGCAUCCCGACAUACUACAGGGUUCUAGACUGGCUUGAGACGCUCGAGUAG